AUGCAGCCUUACUAUGUGGUCGAUGCCAAUCCAGUGGACUCAUUCCUGUUCUGGCUCCCUCUAAUAAAGGCCUUCUCGAGGCCUGCGCCUUCGAUCAGGAUUCCUUUUUGUUUGAUUUAUCUCGUUGCCCUCUUAUGCGAGUGGUUGGCCGUCUGGCUUCACAUCCCACCAGUAAUGAACAGAUUGGAGGUGAAUUUACUAGGGAUAACGAACACAUAUUCAAUUGAAGGUGCGAUUAAGGAUUUCGACUACAAGCCCACAAAAAAUCACGAUUUGACCGAGGUAUUUUUCUUUCAAUGGUUUUGU
This is a messenger RNA of Ostertagia ostertagi, 306 nucleotides long. The record is from the annotation of a GenBank genome assembly. NCBI's taxonomy places the organism in Eukaryota, Metazoa, Nematoda, Chromadorea, Rhabditida, Trichostrongylidae.